AUGCGAGAAGGCAGAGGAAGGAGAGGAGAGAAAGGACAGAGGGGGGAGAGAGUAGAUGAGAGAGGACAGAGUAGGAAGAGGAGAGGGGAAAGGCCAGGAGGGGAGAGAGAGAGAGAGAGGCCAGGAGGGAGAGGAGAGAGAGGAGAGGCCAGGAGGGAGAGGAGAGAGAGGAGAGGCCAGGAGGGAGAGGAGAGAGAGGAGAGGCCAGGAGGGAGAGGAGAGAGAGGAGAGGCCAGGAGGGAGAGGAGAGAGAGGAGAGGCCAGGAGGGAGAGGAGAGAGAGGAGAGGCCAGGAGGGAGAGGAGAGAGAGGAGAGGCCAGGAGGGAGAGGAGAGGCCAGGAGGGAGAGGAGAGAGAGAAGAGGCCAGGAGGGAGAGGAGAGAGAGGAGAGGCCAGGAGGGAGAGGAGAGAGAGAAGAGGCCAGGAGGGAGAGGAGAGAGAGGAGAGGCCAGGAGGGAGAGGAGGGAGAGGAGAGGCCAGGAGGGAGAGGAGAGGCCAGGAGGGAGAGGAGAGAGAGGAGAGGCCAGGAGGGAGAGGAGAGAGAGGAGAGGCCAGGAGGGAGAGGAGAGGCCAGGAGGGGGAGGAGAGAGAGGAGAGGCCAGGAGGGAGAGGAGAGAGAGGAGAGGCCAGGAGGGAGAGGAGAGAGAGAAGAGGCCAGGAGGGAGAGGAGAGAGAGAAGAGGCCAGGAGGGAGAGGAGAGAGAGAAGAGGCCAGGAGGGAGAGGAGAGGCCAGGAGGGAGAGGAGAGAGAGGAGAGGCCAGGAGGUAGAGGAGAGAGAGAAGAGGCCAGCAGGGGGAGGAAAGAGAAGAGUGGCCAGGAGAGAGAGGAGAGGCCAGGAGGGAGAGGAGAGAGAGGAGAGGCUAGGAGGGAGAGGAGAGAGAGGAGAGGCCAGGAGGGAGAGGAGAGGCUAGGAGGGAGAGGAGAGAGAGGAGAGGCCAGGAGGGAGAGGAGAGAGAGGAGAGGCCAGGAGGGAGGGGAGAGAGAGGAGAGGCCAGGAGGGAGAGCACAGAGGAUGGAGAGGCCAGAAAGUAGGGAGAGGCUAGGAGAGAGAGAACAGAGGAAGGAGAGGAGAUAG
Knipowitschia caucasica is the source of this 1074-nucleotide messenger RNA. The record is from the annotation of a GenBank genome assembly. NCBI's taxonomy places the organism in Eukaryota, Metazoa, Chordata, Actinopteri, Gobiiformes, Gobiidae.